This is a messenger RNA of Mercenaria mercenaria, 1674 nucleotides long. RefSeq lists its product as uncharacterized. Gene Ontology annotation, molecular function: zinc ion binding. The record is from RefSeq and is a predicted model, not a curated record. The transcript has a single exon. Bases 1 to 1674 code for a protein of 557 amino acids. NCBI's taxonomy places the organism in Eukaryota, Metazoa, Mollusca, Bivalvia, Venerida, Veneridae.
AUGUCGGAAUAUAACAUUUGUGAACCAUGCCUUAGAGAAGGGACAAAUGUCACAGCAACUAUUUACUGUCAAGAUUGUUUGGAAAUAAUGUGCGAGGACUGUAGGCGACAUCAUUUAAAAUAUACUCCUUCCGCUGACCAUAGAACAUCUGACAUUGCAGAAAAUAAAAUACAACUAAGGAACCUGGAAGAGAUGAGAAAAUCAUCUAGAUGUCCAAACCACGUGUCGGAACAAGUGAAAUAUCUUUGCAAAAACCAUGACGAAUUAUGUUGUAAUCAGUGCGCGAUAGCAACACAUAGAAAGUGUGAAUUUGUCGUGUCUCUUGCUGAUAAGGCGAAGAAAUCUAGCUCUGGAAUUGGUAUUAAAACACGUUUGACUGACAUAGAUAAACAUAUAGACAUAUUACUGAAGCAUGAAAACAAGUAUGUGGAACGUUCGGAACAGUCAGUAGAAGAAACGAAAAAUAUUCUUAAAACGUUCAAAGCUCAAAUAGAUGAAACUUAUGCAAAACUAGAAAAUGAAAUAUUGACGAAAAUGACAAAGGGUAGUAAAGAUACAAUUGAAGCGAGCAAUUCACAACAGACAUGUCUGAAAGAAGUUAAAGACGACGUAAAAUGGUCGCUGAAUUCCCUUGAUUUCGCCUCGAAAUUUGGGCAAGAUGUCCAUUCCUACCUUGUGAAGAAGAAAUUGAAAGAUGAUUGUCUGCAAAAGGAAGAUUCAGUAAGGACAUUACAGACUCGUUCCAGCAAUAAGACAGUUGAAGUUAUCGAAAAGAUGCCUGUAAAGGAGUUGCUCGAUCAGUUAUACAACUGUAUGUGUGCUGAUGAAGUUGUUGAAAAUCUUUACCUUCCACAAUGUCCGGGACCCACGGGUCUCAACAAACGUCAGCCUGUUUUGAUUAAGGAAAUCGAUGUUGGGCAUGGACAAUCGUUUCCUCGGUUUUGUAUCUGGAUUGGGAAAUAUAUUGUAAUUGCUCUGGAAGAUGAAAUGCUGUUGAAAUCGUUCGAUUCGGAAACUGGGGAUUGUAUAGCGACUUACAACUGCCCUCAUAAAGCUCGUGAAAUGGCAGCACUUGAAGGGUCAAUGCUUGCUGUUUUUUGUAGGAACCCAGAAAUCUUGAAGCUUAGUAAGACACACUUUCAGCAUAUUAAUACAAUUAACUCUAAAUCACACUUUGGUGGGAUAGCAUACAACAGAGCUGAAAGACAAUUAUAUGUGUCCCAGUAUGGUCGCGGAACUUUGGAAAAAUUUUAUUUAGAUGGCUCAGGUGCAGGACUUAUGAACCCAUGCUAUUCGGCUCAGGAAGCACUCAGAGAAUCAACAAACAUUGCUUUUGAUAGUAUCAAUAAAGUACUGUAUAUUUCAUACCUCUCAAGUAACAAUAUAUAUGCGGUGGAUAGUAACGGUACUAUCUUGUUUACAUACAGGCACAGGAACUUAUAUGGAACAAAGUCGGUGUCAACUGAUUGCAACAGUAAUAUCUAUAUAGUAUCUAGAUCUAGAAACUGUAUUCAACAGGUUGAUAAGAACGGCGUAUUUAUCAGGGAUAUCAUCACAGAAAGCAACGGGAAUAUCAAAAAUCCUUACGGGAUCAGCUUAAAUGACCAGAAUACAAGACUGGCAGUAACAUGUAAAGGAGAAAAACAGUUAAAGAUUUACAGUUUUGAAAAGUGA